AUGCUCCACCAGAUCAUCGGUCAGGCUAAGAAGCAUCCAAGCUUGAUCCCCCUCUUAGUAUUUAUUGGAGCUGGAGGUACUGGAGCAGGACUGUAUCUCUUGUGUCUGGCAUUGUUCAAUCCAGAUGUUAGUUGGGACAGAAAGAAUCACCCAGAUCCCUGGAACAAACUGGGUCCCGAUGAUCAAUACAAGUUCUACUCAAUGAAUGUGGAUCACAGCAAACUGAAGAACGAAGGUCCAGAUUUCUAAAUGAAAUGUUUCACUACAAAGCUGCUUUAGACCGAAGGUCUUCCAGAAUUCAUCCGCACAAUUUUCCACUUCACUAGGAAAUAUUUCUCCUCUAAAUGAAUGAAAUCAUGUUGAUGUAACCUAUUGGAGAUUACACUGAUUAAUAAAUAACUGAAACUUGAAAAAA
Molecule: messenger RNA, 415 nt
Organism: Chlorocebus sabaeus (green monkey)
Lineage: Eukaryota; Metazoa; Chordata; Mammalia; Primates; Cercopithecidae
Source: RefSeq, a predicted model, not a curated record